This is a messenger RNA of Polyodon spathula (Mississippi paddlefish), 1424 nucleotides long. RefSeq names its product G2/mitotic-specific cyclin-B1-like. Gene Ontology annotation, cellular component: cytoplasm; mitochondrial matrix; cyclin B1-CDK1 complex. Gene Ontology annotation, biological process: regulation of cyclin-dependent protein serine/threonine kinase activity; mitotic metaphase chromosome alignment; mitotic cell cycle phase transition. Gene Ontology annotation, molecular function: cyclin-dependent protein serine/threonine kinase regulator activity. The transcript is spliced from 9 exons. The coding region runs from base 88 to 1287 and encodes 399 amino acids. The record is from RefSeq and is a predicted model, not a curated record. Lineage: Eukaryota; Metazoa; Chordata; Actinopteri; Acipenseriformes; Polyodontidae.
GUGGUUGGUUUAGUGUGUUGCAGGACAACAAGAGUCUGACUAUAUAUUUUUGGUUGUACGCUUUUAAGUCUGUUUUAAUCGUCGAAAAUGGCUCUUCGUAUGACCAGAAAUUCCCAGCUGAGUGCCGAAAACAGGACGGUUGUACCAGGUAAGGGAGUCGCCGCAUCAAAACCAGGAUUGAGGCCCAGAGCUGCACUUGGAGAUAUUGGCAAUAAGGGACCUGGCUCCAAACCAACUCAAAAAAAGGAAAUCAAACCAGCCCCUACCAAAGUAGUUCAGCGACAAGCCAGCAAGUCUGAAAAUGCCCUUGAAGCAAAAGUGCCUAAGAGAACUGCAGCCAAGCCGGUUAUUGAAGAGUUGCCUCCAUCCCCAACCCCAAUGGAGACAUCAGGCUGUGCACCUGCGGAGGACUUGUGCCAGGCCUUUUCAGAUGUGCUACUGAAUGUCAAGGAUGUUGAUGCAGAUGAUGCUGAGAACCCUAUGCUCUGCAGUGAAUACGUGAAGGACAUCUACAACUACCUAAGACAGGUUGAGGUGGAGCAGGCUGUAAGGCCGAAGUACCUGCAGGGACAGGAAGUCACUGGGAAUAUGCGUGCUAUACUGAUUGACUGGCUAGUGCAGGUUCAAAUGAAAUUCAGACUGCUUCAGGAGACCAUGUAUAUGACUGUUGGAAUAAUUGAUCGCUUCCUUCAGGCUAAUCCGGUGCCCAAGAAGAUGCUGCAGCUUGUAGGUGUGACUGCUAUGUUGCUGGCCUCCAAAUAUGAAGAGAUGUAUCCUCCAGAGAUUGCAGACUUCGCGUUUGUUACCGACCACACUUACACCACGGCUCAGAUCAGAGCUAUGGAAAUGAAGAUCCUGAGGGUGCUCGACUUUGGCUUUGGGCGUCCAAUUCCCCUGCAGUUUCUGAGACGGGCUUCCAAAAUUGGAGAAGUAACUGCAGAGCAGCACACCCUGGCUAAAUAUCUAAUGGAGCUGACCAUGGUGGAUUAUGAAAUGGUGCACUACCCCCCAUCCCAGAUUGCAGCUGCUGCCCUUGCAUUGACCUUAAAUAUUCUCAACUGUGGUGAAUGGACCCCUACUCUGCAACAUCACAUGCACUACACUGAAAGCUGUCUGGUUCCUGUGAUGCAGCACAUGGCUAAAAAUGUUGUGAGGGUCAAUGAAGGACUCUCAAAACACAUGGCUGUCCGGAACAAGUAUGCAAGCCAGAAGCUAAUGAAGAUCAGCACUAUUCCCCAGCUAAAGUCUGCAGUACUCAAGAAUCUGGCUAAAUCGCUGCCCUCUUAAAUAUUGUUUAUGUACAGAUCUUUCAAUUGUAUUGUCUUGGCACUAUGUGCUAUUGUAAAUUUUUGUAUUAUGCAUGGCUUUUAUAGAUUUUAAUAAAGUGUUUUUCUGUACAUCUUCUCCAUCCACUGAAUUUGAAA